This is a messenger RNA of Zymoseptoria tritici IPO323, 2001 nucleotides long. RefSeq lists its product as uncharacterized. The record is from RefSeq and is a predicted model, not a curated record. Gene Ontology annotation, biological process: microtubule-based movement. Gene Ontology annotation, molecular function: ATP hydrolysis activity; ATP binding; microtubule binding. Gene Ontology annotation, cellular component: microtubule; kinesin complex; nucleus. Lineage: Eukaryota; Fungi; Ascomycota; Dothideomycetes; Mycosphaerellales; Mycosphaerellaceae. The transcript has 5 exons. Bases 1 to 2001 code for a protein of 666 amino acids.
AUGGAGCAACCCAAGCCCUCGACCGCGCUGUUCGAUGUCUUUCUGAGACUCCGCCCUUCCACUGCCGUCGACAAGGAGCGAUUUCUGGACGUCGAGCCCGGUGGCCUCUCAGCCCCAACCCAUAUCACGAUCAAGCCUCCGACUGGCGAUACAAGAAAGAGAGCAAUUGAGAGAUUCGCAUUUACGAGAGUGUUUGAGGAGAAUGCUGGACAGCGCGAACUAUUCGAGACCACGGGAGCCGUGGAGCUCAUUCAAGGCGUAUUGGGAGCACCUGGCAGAGAGGGUCGUGAUGGAUUACUGGCGACUUUGGGUGUGACAGGAUCGGGCAAGAGCCACACCAUUCUCGGAUCCCGAUCACAGCGAGGACUGACGCAACUGACGCUCGACCUCCUCUUCACCCAUACCGAGCCUCAUCUCGUGGACGCCGACUCGAGCGAGGCCAUCUUUUCUUCGCUAUGUCACGCAGACGUAUCUGAGUCCCAGCUGUGCUCUGCGACGCACUUCCUCGAUGGCGCAUUCGACGGAAACACUACCAAUUCCCGCAUGUCGCGCGCCCCCACGCCGGCCAUGCAUCAACGCUCCUCUCAUGCUCAGAUUUCUCCUUCAAGAUCUCCUUUUUCUCAACUUUCUCGUGGACUCUCCAAGCUCACCUCUUCUUUGCAGGAGUCGUCCUUCAUGUCUGCACCGGCCUCGAAGCGUUACCUCCCUCGCAUCUCCACCCUACCGCAAUCGCCAUCGAUCAACGAUAUUUCCAUCGAUAUCGACGACAACGCCGAGUACGCGAUUGUUGUUAGCAUGUACGAGGUGUACAACGAUCGAAUCUUCGAUCUUCUCACACCAUCAAUGGGCGCAAAAUCAACCCAAAAACGUCGUGCUCUGCUCUUCAAGAGUACCGAGGGGUCUCCCGACAGGAAGGUGGUGGCUGGACUGAGGAAGGUGGUGUGCUCGAGUUUAGACGAUGCUUUGUUGGUUUUGGAGACUGGCCUACAAGAGCGGAAGGUCGCUGGAACAGGGAGCAAUGCCGCCAGCUCACGUAGUCAUGGAUUCUUCUGCGUUGAUGUCAAGAAGCGACAUCGGGGAAGGGGCGUGCCUGGGCCAUGGUCCAGCAGCACCAUGACCAUUGUCGAUCUUGCUGGUUCUGAACGAGCACGUGCCGCAAAGACAGCCGGUGCCACACUGGCAGAAGCUGGCAAAAUCAACGAAUCACUCAUGUACCUUGGCCAAUGCAUGCAGAUGCAAUCGGACAAUGCACACGCCACAACACCAAACCUCGCCAUUAUGGUCGUCACUGCCGACCCGCUCGGCGACUUCAAUGCUACAAGUCAGAUCCUCCGAUACAGUGCAUUAGCUCGCGAAGUUACAGUGCCUCGGAUCCCAAGCGUGACCUCGACAAUAUUGUCUGGGACGACCUUUAAUGCAGCUCGACCAGGCACUGCAUCGAGUGGACGCACAACACCCAGUGCCGUUGUCGAAGAACUUGAAGCCGCCCUCGCAGAACUCGAACGCCUGAGGGCAGAUCUCGAAGUGACACAGCUACGCCUGGAAGAGGAGACACAGCGACGGAUCGAAGCGGAGGCAUCUUGGACCACAGCAGAGAUGCGUAUCGAGGACGUCGAAGCUGAGAUCCGACAGGAGGUAUUUGCCGAGAUGGAGAGCCAAAUGGCCCGAGAGCAACGAAGAUGGCGUGCUGCCAGGGAUGAGGAACAAGAUCUCAACGAUGCUCACAUCGAUCGGAAAUUGGAGAUCAUGGCAAGAGGUAUUCAGGUGGAGGUCUUUGAGGAUGCUGAGGAUGAGAAAGAGAAUGCGCUGCCGUCCGACGUCGGAACGAAGUCUGGGAAGAACGAUCAGAGACUAGAGGACUUGGAGGAUGAGAAUCAGAGACUCAGAGAGAGAUUGGCGUUGGCGGAGAGGGAGCAAGGGCUGAGAAGUCCGAGCAAGAAGAUGAGAGUUCUCAAGACAAGAAAGUGGGAUGGCAGUGGCAUGGGCCUUGACGAUUUGUGA